CUGACUGACGUUUCGAGAUAUUUCAGGAACUUCGCAAUAUUUUUGUUUUCGGCGAUUUUUUGCAAAGUUUUGGUUUCUACUGUUUAUAAAUAACCAGCAAGUGGAGAUUAGACUUUUUCCUAAUAGGCAAUAGAGUUUAAUAGUACAUCUGUGUUUUAUUCUGAAAAAUAUUGUCACUUUUAUUGAACACAUUAUUUCCGACCCAUUUUUUGAGUCCACGUGCGAAAUAGUUGUAUAACAUGGUUGUAUUUACUUGCGGGCAUUGCGGCGAGUCUGUACAGAAACCUAAGGUCGAGAAGCAUUACUUGACAAAAUGCAGGAACCGCAGCCCCAAUUUAUCUUGUAUGGAUUGUUUCAAGGAUUUUGGCCAGGAUUAUGAGAAUCACUACAAAUGCAUUACCGAAGAAGAAAGAUACUCUGGAAAAGGUUUCCAAGCCAAGGAGAAGAAGGGUGAGAAAAAACAGAAUGCCUGGGUUGAGAUGCUGCAGUCGGUCCUGGACGAACAAAAGUCUGCACCAGCCAACGUGCGCAAGAUCGUCGAGGCUAUCAGCAAACACAACAACACACCGCGAAAGAAGCCAAAGUUCAUCAACUUUGUUAAAAAUGUAUGCGGUCACAAGACCAACCCAAAAGAUAUCGAUCAAGCCUGGGAUCUCAUUUCGGUGAAGCUAUUGGAGUUAUCUAAUGUCAAUCAGAGUAGGAACCAAAGUAAAAAUAAUGACACACCCAAAAGUAAUGGAAAUGUGGAAAUUGAAGAAACCAAUGGUGAUAUAAAAGACACAGAAACUGAAGAGAACAAAGAAAAUGGUGAUGUGGAACCAGAAAACGUUGAAGUUGAAGAAAAAAUUGAAAAUGGUACAGUUGAAAAGGUUAAUGACAAGAAGUUGACCAAAAAACAGCGCAAAGAGGAGAAAAAGAGGCAAAAAUAUGAGGCGGAAUUACAAAGUGCCGAAGCUCCACCAGCUGAAGAGGAAGACGAUGAAAACCAAGCUCCAAGCAAGAAGGGAAAGAAGAAGAAGAAUAGGACAGAGUCUGGAAAUAACGAAGAAGAUGCCGUGCCAGCUGAGGGUAAGAAGAAGAAGCGUAAGAGGCAAGACACCGUCUGCAGUACCAUAGAGGUUGUGGAAAAUGGUAACGACAACAUUGAAAAUGUGCCUAUUAAUAAAGAAAAGACUCUAAAAAAGAAAUUGAAAAUUGAUGAGAAGGAAGCUGCUGAUGAAAGCGUUUGUUUGCAUGAUCAGAACGUUGCGAACGGAGAAACCGAUGAAGUUGUAGUAUCUAAAGGUGAAAAGUUUGACUGGCAUGCAGUUAUAAUGUCGGUUUUACAAAAGAAAGGCGAUGAGAUGCCAUUCAAGAGACUACAGAAGAAAGUUUUAUCCGAAUACCAAGAGAUGACUGGCCAAGAAGUGGACGAUAGAAUCGCUGAAAAGUUUAUUAAGAGAUUGAAAAGCGCUCCUAAAGUGCGGGUUGACAGAAACAGGGUUUAUAUUGAGGACUAAGUUAAUUAUCAGAGAUUUUAAUUUGGUAUUCUACAUGCCAGUUGUUAAACGUAAGAGUUUUAAUUAAGGUAGUAUCUCUGGGACAACUUUACGUUGCUUACUAUAGAUGAUUUGUACUUUUUACACCUUCGAAGCAUUUUUCUUUUCUAUACCUAAGUGUGGUUGGUGUUCAAUAAAAUAUCCUAUCACUAUAGACAUAAUACAUUUUCCUCAGAGUUGUGCAUAAUGAUGAACUGUAUGAGAAAUUAUGGUUUGUAUUAAAUGUUUCAUGUGUAAGUA
Ostrinia furnacalis (Asian corn borer) is the source of this 1778-nucleotide messenger RNA. Its product is annotated as cell growth-regulating nucleolar protein. Gene Ontology annotation, biological process: negative regulation of transcription by RNA polymerase II; rRNA processing. The coding region runs from base 240 to 1499 and encodes 419 amino acids. The record is from RefSeq and is a predicted model, not a curated record. Gene Ontology annotation, molecular function: DNA binding. The transcript is spliced from 2 exons. Lineage: Eukaryota; Metazoa; Arthropoda; Insecta; Lepidoptera; Crambidae. Gene Ontology annotation, cellular component: nucleolus.